Messenger RNA from Paramecium tetraurelia, 546 nucleotides. RefSeq lists its product as uncharacterized. The record is from RefSeq and is a predicted model, not a curated record. Gene Ontology annotation, biological process: reciprocal meiotic recombination. NCBI's taxonomy places the organism in Eukaryota, Ciliophora, Oligohymenophorea, Peniculida, Parameciidae. Gene Ontology annotation, cellular component: nucleus. The transcript is spliced from 2 exons. Gene Ontology annotation, molecular function: double-stranded DNA binding.
AUGAGCAACUACAAAAAAUCCAUUGUGAAAUGUAAUUUAAAUAACUAAUUAAAAGUUCUUAGGUCGAUUGAUCUGUUUGGAUAAAAUAUUCUUCUCAAUCUCAACGGCGAAGAUUAGUAUAAAACUGGGUGCGGAGGGAUGAUGACUUUAUUCAUUUUGGCAAUCGUUGUGUUAUUCUUUUAAUCCAACAUAUAAGAUUUCGUCAACAAAGUCAAUAUUCAAAGCGAAUCCAAUCAAGUCUUUGAAGAUCAGCCAGAUUAAAUAUAAAUUAAUGAUACAAACUUCAUGUUUGCAGUAGCUAUAGAAUAAACGAAUUUCAAUUCUAAUCCAUUUUUCAACAUCACCAUGUCCACAAGACGUUACGAACGCUUAGGCGAUGGAUCACUAUCGAAGGAAGAGUCCCUAAUGGAUCUUGUUCCAUGCACAGUCGAGAGAUUCCAAUAGAUUUUUAAUCAGUUUGGAUAAAAUUUUACUCAGCAAUAUAAUGAGAUUGGUUUAGACUCUUGGCUGUGUCCAUAGUAUUUAACGCCAUUAUAAUUAGACUGA